Molecule: messenger RNA, 4032 nt
Organism: Vitrella brassicaformis
Lineage: Eukaryota; Vitrellaceae
Source: the annotation of a GenBank genome assembly
GCCAGAUCUCGGACGCCAGGCGACUCUGCCUGUGUCCUCGCACAUCAUGGAGGGCAGAUCAGGUUCAGACCCACCUGCAUCUUCCUCAGCCAAGGUCAUUGAGGUGCCGACGGUGUCGUCCUGCGCCACCAAGGUCACCACGAGCCUGGAUCUGGCACUGGACAGCCGACACGACCACAGCACACUGCCUGUCAUCAUGGAAGAGGAGACUCUCUCGCGCCGGCUGCGCAAGUGCUGCAAGUGUGUGGUGAGUCCGUCAGUGGGUGGGGGAGGGACACACUGACUGACGAACCAAGCAGAUCGCUUUGCUUGCGACUGGGUGUGUGCAGCACGAGUCGCUUCAGAUCCUCUGCUGCAUACCCUCGUCCAUCAUCUGGAAGCGGAGGGUAAGGAAACGGCACACACGUCAUCCCAUCUCCCUGGGAUCUUUCUGCGUGCUGUGUUGUGCUGUGUUGUGCUGUGCUGUGUUGUGUGUGGUCGGCUGGGCUGGCUCCAUCUGCAGAAGAUGGGUGUGAGCAUGCAGAAGAUGGACUUCGUCAAGAGGGAGCUGCGCACAUUCGUUAUCUGGAGCAGGCUGGUGGGUCUGUCCUUCCUCCCCGAUGACAACAACUUUGUGCUCUGGGUCUGGCCUGUCAUCAUACAAGUGGGUGCCCUGCCCUGCACCACACCUCACCACACUCGCAGAAGGCCUGCAGCAAAUGCUGCACGGGCUGGUUGUCCACGUGAUCCAUCCAUCAAUCAGGUGUUGCUGUGGCACACGACAUUUGUCAACACGAUGGGGCUGUGGUGGUCCGUCACCUACCAGCACCAGCUGCAGCACAUGCAGAUGGAAGCAUCAGAGGCCAACGGCAGCGAUGCGGUACCCAUGACUGACUAAUCAGAGAGGCACGACCCACACACACACAUGUUUUGCCUGCUUGUUGUGUGCUGCAGCAGCAGCAGCAGCAGCAGGAGCGUGGCGCCGCGGAGAUGAGACAAGAGGAGCCGCUCGACCCUUUUGUCGUGUUCCUCUUCUUCUCAGCCUCGCUGGCGAUUACCGUCUCGUACACCGUGCUGCGCAUUCAGUGGUACAUCGACACCAUGCCAUGAGGGAAGGCCGGCAUCCUUUUGUCGUGACUGUGCGUGUGUGUAUGGUGCAGGUAUAAGAAGGGAGCGACAUUCGGCCAGGUGGUGGAGUUCCACCGAGCCCGCGGCGGGCGCUUCCUGCGUCUGCUGCGUGGGCCGAUCGUCGCCAGGCUUGUCAUUUCGAUUGUGAUAUGCAUCGCGAGCUGGCUCCACUUCACGCUACACGAGUGAGUGAGUGCGGCACCAUGGCAUGAUGAGGGAUGGGCGUGGUUGCAGUGUGGUACGGCGGAUCGGUCAUUCUUUCGUGACUGUAUAUGUGUGUUGACCUGCAGGUACAUUUCCAAGUGGGUGCGCGGAAAGGCUGUGGGGCAGUACAUUAUGCCGGGCUCGGAAUGGGAGGGCCUCAACGUCUUCGUGCACGUCAAUGUGACGAUCUCGGCCUUCCUCGGCUACCUCGUCCAACCCAUGAUCGCGUGAGCACCGAAUGAAUGAGACCAACACACACACAUGGAGACAAAAACGGGACACUCCCUGUAUGUGUGUGUGUGUCUGUGUCCCACCAUCGUCAGCGUGUCUGUGGCGGGUCUUUUGUCGACCAUCUGCCAGAUGCACACCGCGGCCGUUAACUGCCUCCUCUGGGAGCUCUCGGAGCCUGUGCGCAUCCAGGAGAGGCAGCGCAAGCGGCGCAUCAACAAGAAGCUCAGUGCCGGUCAGAUCAGCCGCUACGACAGCUCCGAGCAGCUGCCCCUCAUGAACGCCGUGACGGGGCAUAGCACCAGUGGCGACCACCUGGCGAUGGACGACGACCUGCGCGCGCUGAGUUCCCUGGUGCAGGGGGGCGGGGAGGGGCGUGAGGGGGCGGGGGAGGACGAAGAAGAGGCUGGCGUCACGUAUACACCACAGAGAGUGGCUUACCUUAUGGAUCUUCAUCGCAAGUACGUCAGUCAGAAGGGUCAGAGGGAGAUCUGACGGUGUUAUCGUCAUCUUGCUUUGUUGUCGUGUCUGUGUGUGUGUGUGUUUGUUGGGCCUGAGCCAGAAUCGACUCCCUCAUCACCCGCAGCAGUCGGGCGGUGCAGCUGCCGAUAGCCACCAUGUCGCUGCUGUACUUCAUCACCUUCCUUACUUGCGCCUUCCUCUUCGUCUUCCUACCCAAAAAAACACAAGACGUCAACAUGGUCAUCUGUGUCAUCGGCGUCUUCAUUACUGUGGGCAUCUCAUGCUACUGGCUUCUGAGGGCAUCCAGCCAAGUGACGGCCAAGUGCCGCAGACUCGGCGAGACAGCGUCCCUCAACCCCUGGUAGCCACCUGCACACAGGCGACCUGCAUACACGGGGGCGCCCAUUCUGCCGUCAUUCGUCUCUCUUCCUCUUCCUCUUCCUCUGUCUCUGUGCGUUGCGUGCAGCCCCAAUGCCCUGCUGCACAUCGAUGUGGACGAGACGGCCUUGGCCGAUGGAGAGGUCGAGGGCUUCAUCCACCCCCAGACAGAGACGCCCGCCUACCGCGCGUCCAUUCUGCGCGACCACACGAUCGUCAUCUCGGCCACCAAUGAGCUCGCCGCCCUCCCGCCCCUCUUCCCUCCGUCUUCGCCCUCCACCAGCCCCUCGCACAGGGACAAGAACGAGCCAUCGCCGGUGGUCGAGUCGCCGCUCUCCCUCACGCCACCCAAACAGAGCCGCUCGCUGUCCGAGGGAGAGGCCGUUUCCAACGGCUCGCCCACCACAGCCCCAUCAGCUGCUGCCUCGUCGAGUGGCGGGCCGCCGUGUGUGAUCGGCAAGCAGGAUGCCGAAGUCCAGACGAGUGGAAGGGACAGAGCAGAGGACGAUGCCAGUGUGCGGCGGCCGCCGUGUGAGGACUGGCUGCAGCAGGUGAUGCUGGUGCAGUUUUUCUCGAGCACCAGUAGUGGGUGGCGCGUGUAUGACAGCCUGAUCACGCCGGAGUUGCUGUCGAGGGUAGUCUACGGGAGCGUCACGAUAUUCGCCAUCGCCAUCCAGCGAGUCGUGCUGUCGUACGGCGAAGUCGUGUAGACAGCACUUACUGUAAGACAGCUAUGGAUGGAGUCGGUGCGGUGGCUGCGACUGGGGGACUUUUUUUGCUCUCUGCCACCAGCCAGCUGCUGUAUAGUAAAGUAAGUAUUUGCUUAAGGGGUAAGGGCCGCGGUCUUUAUCGAUCGCGUUGUCGGUGUGGUGUGGUGUGGUGUGGGGGUCAGAGGCGGUUUUGACACAGCCGCCGUCAUCUCCAUGUGUGUGCGAGUGCAUAGAUGCUUAGGGGGGCUGGGGGGGAGGGGGAGGUAAUUGGUUGAGAGCUGCGUGUGUGCGCGGCCCUGUUUGUGUCGUGCGGGCCGUCUGGCUGUCUCCUUUCUGUCUAGCCAGCCAGACGAGUGCCAGCGCUUUCCUCCCCCCCUGCUGCUGUGGCAAUGAUUCGGCUUCCUGCAUUGCAUUCAGUGCCGAGAGCUACCGUGUGAUCGACCAAUUCAUUUUGGUGCUGUGUACCCGUGGAAGUCCAGCCGACACAGGCAUGGAUUUCCCUGAGUGCAUGGCGCCGGGGUGGAACUGGUCAGUCAAUCACUCACUCAAGAGCUCUGCUUGAUGGCCUGUUUUGUUCAUUUGGGCGGGCUGCGGGUGGGUGGGGUUUGGUUUCAUUUGGUGUCUGCCUGCCUGCGACGUACGUGCAUCCUUGUUUGAGGGCUCUGGCGACCAAGCUGGAGGGGUGGGGGCUGUGCAGUGAGUGCAUUUGUGUGUGAGAGUAAUGGUGUAUGUGUGUGUGUGUAAGGGUAAUGGAAUGCUGUGUACGUGUAAGGGGCCGGGAUGGGUGACGCUAUUUCCUGUUUUUUCUCCUGUCCCUGCCUGCAAUGGUGCGGGUGCGCUGCGCUUGGUGUGGACGAGUACGUGACGGGUACGGUACACUGACUGAUUGCUGUCCCAACGAUUGAUUCAUCCCCAUCAGCCAGGCCCCAAAUCUCAAGUGACC